CUCUGCCGCCGCCGCCGUCGCCAACGUCGUCGUCGUCGUCGUCAUCGUCGUCGCCGCUACCGUUGCUGCUGCCGUUACCGUCACCGUGUCGACAGAGCAAAGCGAGCGAAAGAGCUGGUCUUCCUUCCGCUUCGCGCCGUGCCGUGCCGCGCCGUGCCGUACCGUGCUGUACCGUGCAAGUGUCGUGUCACGUAGCCAUCGCGUAGCAGACAGCGCUUCCUCGGUCAGCGCGACGUCGUAGGACACGCGGCAGAGCGCGAGAGAACGAGAGAAAGAGAGGCAGUCCGUGACAGGGAAUACACGCGAGAGAGAGAGAGAGAGAGAGGGAAAGGGAGACAGUGUUGGCGAGCAGCACACUUGGCGUUCAAGUCGCGCGAUACUUCUUCAGGAAGACUCGAGUCCUUAACCUUCCUCUUUCUUUUCCCCCUCGACUUGGAUUUCGCUUCCCGGCGCGAACAUGAAUGAAGAGUACGACGCGAUCGUUCUCGGGACCGGCCUGAAGGAGUGCAUCCUCUCGGGCAUGCUCUCCGUCAGUGGCAAACGGGUGCUGCACAUCGACCGCAACAAGUACUACGGCGGCGAGUCGGCCUCCAUCACGCCCCUUGAGGACCUGUUCAGUAAGUUCAAGGCCCCAUCGCCGGACGAGAGCUAUGGCCGCGGUCGGGAUUGGAAUGUUGACUUGAUACCAAAAUUCCUGAUGGCGAAUGGGCUUCUCGUCAAGCUGCUCAUUCACACGGGUGUGACACGUUACUUGGAGUUCAAAUCAGUGGAGGGUUCAUAUGUAUACAAAUCGGGCAAGAUCUCGAAGGUGCCGAUCGAUCAGCAAGAAGCUCUGUCUAGCGAUCUGAUGGGCCUAUUCGAAAAACGGCGGUUCCGCAGCUUCCUUAUGUGGGUGCAGAACAUGCAGGAAGACGAUCCUAAAACGUGGGAUGGUUUCGAUCCCUUCAAUAACAGCAUGAGCGCACUGUAUAGCAAAUUUAACUUGGAUAAGAACACGCAGGACUUCACUGGACACGCGUUAGCAUUGUACAGGGAUGACGACUACAUAGGUCAAACCGCGGUAACUACCAUUAGGAGAAUUAAACUGUAUAGCGAUAGUUUAGCGCGGUAUGGAAAAUCACCGUAUCUCUAUCCGAUGUAUGGUCUAGGCGAACUUCCGCAGGGAUUCGCGCGUCUUAGCGCCAUUUAUGGCGGCACAUACAUGUUAGACAAGCCGAUCGAUGAAAUCGUCAUAAAGGAUGGCAAAGUGGUAGGCGUUCGUUCCGGUGAUGAGGUAGCUCAAUGCAAACAAGUUUUUUGUGAUCCUACAUACGUAUCUGAUCGUGUGAAGAAGGUCGGUCAAGUGAUAAGAUGCAUAUGUCUCAUGGAUCAUCCUAUACCAAACACAGCUGACGCACUAUCCACGCAAAUCAUCAUUCCUCAGAAGCAGGUCGGUCGUAAUUCCGACAUAUAUGUGUCUCUGGUGUCGUAUACUCAUCAAGUAGCGGCGAAAGGCUGGUUCAUCGCCAUGGUUUCGACCACGGUUGAGACAAAGAAUCCAGAAACCGAGAUCAAGCCUGGUCUGGACCUGCUUGGCCCAGUCAAGCAGAAAUUUAUCAGCAUCUCCGACUACAUGGUACCAGUGGACGAUGGUCUUAAUAGCCAGAUAUUCAUAUCCACCAGUUACGAUGCUACUACGCACUUUGAGACCACCUGUUUAGACGUGCUUGAUAUAUUCAAACGCGCCACCGGCGAAGAGUUUGACUUUAACAAGGUUAAGCAUGAACUCGGCGAUGAAGACCAGUAACCGUAAUCGCAAAAUGCGCGCGUGCAUACACAUCACACAACAUUAUGGGGAAAAAUUGAAGCGCCCAGUGUAUUUGCGUAUUCGAUUAAAAGAGGAAACAUCGUUUGACGAUUGCCGACGACUGCGUCGGCUUGCGACAGUGUCUCAAGGCAGAUACCAUGGAACAAGUCACGCUGCGAGCAGACCUGUGCCUAAUUAUGUAGAUUCUCUUUGAUAGAGGAUGAAAAAUGGAGGCAAAACUAAAAAUUCUCUAUCCAAUUUUUCUCUGUCUCACCCUACCCUCCUUGUCUACCGUUCCUGUGGCACAGUCUUAAACGAAACGCACGAAUUCUCUACAUUCACACAGAAAAAGACUCGGACUCUAUUUCUACGAUUUCGAACCGGAUUAUAUAAGGUUAGAUCCUCUUAUAAAUUUAUAUUUUACACGAAACAAUACACGAAUCCAAUCUGCCAAUAUACAUUCGAACAAAGAAUAAUAAAAGAGAAGGAAAUAAAGAUAAUUGAGACGUCCGUCACAGCGUGUAUACCUAUGUAUCAUAUUUUAAUAUAUCGAAAUAAGUGAAACGUUUAUCGGCAGAUCAGAUUGUACAAAAAAAAUCUACAAGUAUUGUAACAACAUCAUGUUGCUACAAAAACUAUAAUACAUUGUUAAACUAAUUGAUAUAAUGAUAAUGAUAUAAGUCUCAUAUCUCUGUUUAGAUUAGCCGGUAAUUUCUAUAGAUGUGAAGAUACUUCUGAAAAGUUUCUCAGUUGUAAAUUGAAAAAAAAUUUACUCGUAUUUGGACGUUUGAUUUUAGGUUGUUUAACUUGCAUUUAUUGUUUCAACAAAAUCGAAUAAUGUUAUAGUUUAUAGUUUUGUGCGAUUUGCCAAAUGGGCGGGUGAAAAUAUAUUCCAUUGAUAAGUUUCCCUUGCUUAUUGACUGUGUAGCAAAAUUAGGGAUAGCAAGAUACAAUGCGUUAUUUGAUGUGUACGCGUAUAUAAUUGUAACUAUGUUUCAUCUUCCAUAUUCAUUUUUCUCGUUAAAGAACCGUUUCGUUUAGGAAACAAUUCGUAACUAUCAAUAGCACGAUUAGAUAUCUUCAACGUUCAGAAAUGAAAUUAGGAAUAGGGAAGUCGUAUGCUCAUAUAUGCUUGAGACAAAGUCGAUGGCAAGUAAGAAAAAAAAA
Messenger RNA from Monomorium pharaonis (pharaoh ant), 2953 nucleotides. RefSeq names its product rab GDP dissociation inhibitor beta (gene Gdi). The coding region runs from base 458 to 1786 and encodes 442 amino acids. Lineage: Eukaryota; Metazoa; Arthropoda; Insecta; Hymenoptera; Formicidae. Gene Ontology annotation, biological process: vesicle-mediated transport; protein transport; small GTPase-mediated signal transduction. Gene Ontology annotation, cellular component: cytoplasm. The transcript is spliced from 5 exons. The record is from RefSeq and is a predicted model, not a curated record. Gene Ontology annotation, molecular function: Rab GDP-dissociation inhibitor activity.